AUGAGUAUUAUUUGCGACUCUCCAAAGUUCGAAGUAUCUAGUGAUCAAGCUUCGUAUUUUAAUAUUCGUAUGCCUGGCUCGUUUAUGGCUACUCCUGUUACCGAUAAAAAUUCUCCGAGUUAUUUUGAUAUUAAUCCAAAAUCUUCUCCGGUUCAAACUCCUUAUUUCGAUAUCCCCAAAACCCAUUCUCCCGAUGGAAUGGUGAAUAAUGGUGCUUUCAUUCCAAAAUUACCUACACGAAGGCAAACAUUGAAUCAAAAAAGCGGGGCCCCAAAGAAACCUAUUUCCAUGCCUGCUAAUUUAUCUCCUUUCACUCCUGUAUCUACUUCCUUUAAAGAAUUUUCAAUUGAUAGUGUUGCUGUCUUGAUUAAACAACAACAACAUCAAAAAUCAUCUUCAGUAGGAUCAGAAUCUCUUCAACAUAUCCUUUUGUUGCUCGAUAUAAGAUCUUUUUCAAUGUUCUCAGUCGAAAGAAUUAAAUCUUCUUUAAAUAUUUGUGUCCCAAGUACUUUAUUGAAAAGAGGUUCAUUCUCCGCUGACAAAAUCACCGAAACUUUAGUAAACGAUGAGGAUAAGAAUACAUUUAAGGAUUGGUCUAAAUAUGAAAAUAUUGUAUUAUACGAUAAUGACUCCGACCGUCCAUCUGAUAAUGGACCUAUUUCUCAUCUUUAUAAAAAAUUCAAUUUACCCAAUUGUAAAUCAAAAGUUGGUUAUUUGAAAGGUAAUUAUAAUUCUCGUAAUUAG
Messenger RNA from Diversispora eburnea, 744 nucleotides. NCBI's taxonomy places the organism in Eukaryota, Fungi, Glomeromycota, Glomeromycetes, Diversisporales, Diversisporaceae. The record is from the annotation of a GenBank genome assembly.